CGCGCUGGACAUCGAUGCGGACAACAAACCGGGAAAGGCAUCGGUCUAAUGCCUCCUAAGAACAACCUCAACGCGCAAAUCAAGUGGUUGCUGGCUGAGAAGCCAUUCAUCCCGCCUGCGCAGCCCAUCGUUGCAUAUGAUACAAACGCACCCGAAAGCUCUGCAACCGGUCUGAUAACUGCAUCACAACUCACGCUAUCCCAAGGAAUCCUAGAAUUUGAACCGAACAAUGCGCCCGUGCCUGCACCUGCACCCCCAGUUACGCUCCCCGGAAUCGCCACAACUCGCUCGGCGAGCUAUACAGUCGAUAUACACAAGCCAAUCCCCUCGCAGAUUGCAGACCCUGAUAUGGCGAGGCUACGAGCUACACCCGGGAGUGGAAGACCUCGGCUUAUGCUAGCAGGUGGACAGUCAUACAACUCGGUGCCCACCUUGUCGUUACGUACACAGGUUUCUGGGAAUGCGACACCAACCACGACGCAGCGGGCGGCCCACACGCGACAGGCGGAGCCAGACGAAGUAGAGUCAAUAGAUCUUACUUCUCCGCCGUCCAGUAUUAAAGGCAAAAAGAGGAAGAGCGAAGAAUUUGAGCAAGACUGGCAGCAGCGCGUACCUCCUAGAUCGGCUAAAGCCUUGAUACCUGCCAAUGGCACAGGAGGAAUCGAAGAUUUUGCACACAUAGAUGAUCUGGCAACCGUCCCGGAAAGCCCACCGCCACCGUAUUCCACUACUCUCCCAGUCUCUCGGUUGGCACAGUCAAGGCAGCCGGAGAGCGCGACUAUCAAUGAUGAAGAUGAGGAUCAUCAUCAUUUGUUCUCUGAUGAGGAUUCACUCAUGCUAGACGCGGAAGCUGAGGCUACUCCGAGCAAUCGUAAACGCAAAUCGCUGAGUCGGGCUCCUUCCGAAAUACCUGCCCCUGCGCGGAAAAUUGGAAAGCAUGAUCGUAGCCCAUCACCAAGAAAAGUUUUAGGCAUCAAGGUAGAAAAUGCAUCUAAUGGAACUCAACCGUCACAAAGUUAUCAGCGCAGAAACCGGGUUGCAGUAAUGGAUUCGGAGGACGAUGAAGACGGUGUGUUCGAUCAGGUUCAUGUGAACCCUAAAUUUGAGCCGGUAUCAUCACAUCGGCCGCCCUCAACUAGAGCACAAACACCUCAGGAAAUUGCGGAAAGGAAUGCCACUACGGUUCAAUCACCUCCCAAGCUACUAGCCAGGUCUACAGUUUCACGGAACAACACUACGUCAUUGGUCACUCGUGACGCAUCUGCAUCACCAGGAAAGCUUCACAGAUCAUCCCAAAAACUGCAGUCUACUCCAUCAUCGACACUCGUGAAACUUCCUUCGGCACCCCUCGCUUCCGAAUUGUCAAAGGAAAAGAAGGAUUUGAUGCGGCGUACUGUCGAAGCUUUUUUCGACAGCGAUGGCUUCCGUCUAAAAAAUCAUCUGGACGCCGCUACCUCCAGCUGGUCAAAACUAAAAAUAGCGUUGAUGGAGCAAUUGGAAUCAGGUGCUGAUUCAUCCGAUAUCAAUGAUCGCGUCAAGCGUGCUCAUGCGAAAAAGACUGCUCUGGACAAGAUAAUCACAACUAAGGCUACAUACGAGACUCUGGUCGCAAAGCGCCAGGAAAUUCGGACGAAAAUUGAUGUGGGACUUAAUACUGAUGGGGAGUUUGAUCCAGCUGAUGGCGAGGCGCUCAAAGAAGUCUUCAAAAAACUUGAGGAAAUGAACAUCAAUGUCUAUCAUCUGCUCGAACCCGCAGGGAUGAAUAAGUAUUUAGAGUCACCAGUACCAGUGCCAGGAUCCAGCAACGAGCAUACUGGGAUCAUUGUCAAGUCGACACAGGCUCCUUCGGUUACCCAUAAACAAAAAGAUAUGCAGGCGUCGGGCUCUGGUCAUGUACCGCAAACACAGUAUUCGAAGCGGAAUAAUCCUCCAGCUGGAGAUCUAUGGACGCCCCGCCACCAGAUACGUUUUGCAGAUGAGCCUGAUGUGGAAUCACCGCCUCCCAAGGUUAGUUGGGCCACCAAAGCUCAAGAACAAGCUCCUGUAUCCAAGGGCACACUGGAAAGCAGAUCACACCGUAUACCAGAAACUCCAAGGCGUGAACGCAUACGAGCGACACCUGCAAUUCACAACGAGGACGGAUUCGGUUUUGAUUUUGAUGAACCUGAUUCCCGUAUUUUUAACACAACUACAAUGGGGCCUGCGCCAGAUCGCAAUGAGAUAGACAUGGAAGAUUAUUCAUUAGGUGGUGACGAGGAGAAUUUUCUAGGUGAGGAUGAUGACGAUGACGACGCCCUCAUCGAAAUGAGCAACAUCCCAAAUCGCCCGGCGGGCGCUUAUGAUUGGAAAGGGGAUUGGGUGGACAGUCAAAGCCACCUGAGCUCUCGACAUGCUCUUAAAGAGACAUCGAACAACCCGGUAUCGCAGCGCAAUCAUCCUCAAUCACCAAAAAAGCCACAUCUGAAUAUGCCUGGGAUGCAGCAUCCUUGGUCCAGGGAUGUGAGGGACAUGUUGCUUCAUAGAUUUCACCUCCGAGGGUUUAGACCAGGGCAACUUGAUGCUAUCAAUACGACAUUGGGUGGUGAACAUUGCUUCGUACUUAUGCCGACUGGUGGUGGCAAAUCGCUUUGUUAUCAACUUCCUUCUGUUGUCAAUUCUGGAAAGACCAAGGGUGUGACCAUCGUCGUUUCGCCUUUGCUAAGCUUGAUGGAAGAUCAGGUGACGGCUUGCAAAGAGCGGUUCCAUAUGCAAGCUUUUUUGAUUAAUGGAGAAUCAACGGCUGCCGAGAAGAAUCUCAUCAUGGAUGGAUUGAGAGAGCGGGAGCCUGAGAAGUUCAUUCAGUUGCUCUAUGUCACUCCAGAGAUGUUGGGCAAGAAUCAGCGGAUGAUUUCAGCGCUGGAACAACUGCAUCAGCGCAACCGCCUAGCUCGUAUUGUCAUCGACGAAGCACAUUGCGUCAGUCAAUGGGGUCAUGAUUUCAGACCCGACUACAAGCUGUUAGGAGACGUCAUUCACCGAUUUUCAGGGGUGCCCAUUCUCGCUCUGACAGCUACUGCGACUCCGCUUGUGCGGACAGAUGUUAUGGCUAAUCUUGGUAUCCGUGGCGGUCGUUUGUUUUCACAGAGCUUCAACCGACCAAAUUUAUCAUACGAGGUCAAAGCCAAAGCCAAAGGCAUAGUCGAUAAUAUCGCUGAGCUGAUAAAAGCUCGAUAUCCCGGCAAGUCAGGCAUUGUAUACUGUUUGUCCCGGAAAAACUGCGAGUCAGUUGCAAAGAAGUUGACCGAACUCGGCAUCAAAGCUUACCAUUAUCAUGCUGGUAUGGCCUCUGCUGAACGAUCCGAUGUGCAGAUCAAGUGGCAGUCCAACGAAUAUAAUGUCAUUGUUGCCACGAUCGCGUUCGGUAUGGGCAUUGAUAAAGCAGACGUCCGAUUUGUCAUGCAUCACACGAUCCCAAAAAGUCUUGAAGGAUAUUACCAGGAGACUGGCCGAGCAGGCAGGGAUGGAAAACGGUCGGAGUGCUAUCUCUACUAUCAAUACGCCGAUACCAUAUCGUUGAAAAAAAUGAUCGAAGACGGCGAUGGCAACAUGGAACAGAAACAACGUCAGCGCGAUAUGCUUCGGCAAGUCGUUCAAUUCUGUGAGAACCGGAGCGAUUGUCGCCGUGCACAGGUCUUAGGUUAUUUUGACGAACGAUUCAACAGGGAAGAUUGUAAUAAUACUUGUGACAAUUGCAAGUCGGAUGCGACCUUUGUGGAGAAGGAUCUGUCGGAAUAUGCCGCAGCAGCAAUAAGAUUGGUGAAGCAGGUAGAAUCCUCCGAGGUCACUCUACUACAAUGUGUCGAUGCUUUCCGAGGGGCGAAGAAUGCGAAGCUGAAGGGGGCUAACUUAGGAGAUUGUUAUGGUUUCGGUCAGGGCUUGGAACGAGAGAACGUGGAGCGUGUGUUUACACAUUUGAUCGAAGCUCAGGCUUUGAGGCACGAGAGCAAGUCGAACAAAGCUGGGUGGGCCAUCAGCUACAUCCGCCUCGGGCCCAAGGCUUAUGAUUACGAAAGACGCAAGAAGCAGUUCACGAUGCAAAUCCGGGUGACACCUCGUAAACCACAAACCAAAGCGCCGAAAAAGAAGGGCGUGAAAGCUCGAGCGGAGUACCCCUCCACCAAUGUUUCAUCUCCCAUUCGGCCAGUUGUAAAACGUAACAUCAGAGACUAUGCGUACAGUCUGCCACGGGAAGAUGACGAUGACGAUGAUUAUUAUGAAGAUGCCUCUCGUGCGAGUCGCACAAACAGGCAAAGAGCCCGUGGAGUCAACAAGGACGAGGAUGUGGAUGACUAUGGCUUUGCACCGAUCCGUGUGGCCAAAACUUCAGGUGCAACCACGCGUACCUCAAAAAAGCCGCGUGGGCCUCCAAUUACCGUCGAUCAACGGAUUGCAGGGCUCAGUGAUGUGCAAAAAGAUGUCCUGGAGCACUUCAUGACCGAAGCGAAAAAGAUUACAAAUCAGCUCAAGAUGAACAAGCCCAUGCGAUAUGCGCCAUUCUCCGACAUGGUUCUGCGGGAAAUGGGUCUUGAUCUUCCAGAAGAUGAGAAUGCAAUGCUAGCGUUGCCUCAAAUCAAACCUGAGAUGGUCAAACUUUUCGGGAAACCGUUCCUAGAUCUGAUUGCGAAAAUAAAGAACUUUUAUGAAGGCACAGGAGGAGCACCCCAACCGUCACAAGUUUUGUAUGACAACGACGAUGACGAUGAUGGACUAGUAAUGGAUCCCAACCACGAAAAUGUUAUUGAUCUCUGCGAUGACAGCGAAGAAGAGGGAGGAACCGAAGGAGCGGCAGUCGGGGAUGAUAAUUCGACAUCGUACUCCGACUCAGAUAUCGACAACUUUGACGACGACGACGAUGGCGAAGAACAAGUUAGUCAUUUUUUCAAAGGUUCCGUCGAUCCAAGCGUUGAAAGUUUCAACAAUCGCUACGUCCAACUCGAAUCUCAGCGCCCCAACCCAAAGCCAAAACCUCCCGCUGGCGCAUCGUUACGAGGUGCUGGAUCCUCUAGCACUUCCACCAAACCACCGUUCAAGAAGAAGAAGACAUGGCGCAAGAAAGGAUCGACUGGCUAUAGUCGGAGUGGAGGAUCUGGUGGGGUGAAGAAGGCGACGGCCAGGAAGUCUGGUGGGAAUGUGGGGAGCUCCAAAAAGGCUUCGACUUCCACAACGGGCAGAGGAGGCGGUGGUAUCGCAGCGAUGCCUACUUGA
Periconia digitata is the source of this 5244-nucleotide messenger RNA. NCBI's taxonomy places the organism in Eukaryota, Fungi, Ascomycota, Dothideomycetes, Pleosporales, Periconiaceae. The record is from the annotation of a GenBank genome assembly.